ACGCCCUCCUCCCCGCGACGAGCCGACGACGCCCUCCUCCCCUAGACGAGCCGACGACGCCCUGCUCCCCUCGACGAGCCGACGAAGCCGAAGAGCCGACGACGCCCUCAUCCCCGCGACGAGCCGACGACACCCUCCUCCCCGUCAGCCCAACAAGCAACGUAGGGACCUAAGCAUAGUCAACGCUCAAAUCCACACGCAGAAAAGCCCUCUCGCUCUCAUUCUGGAAUCUCGAAACCCUAAUUCAAUUCCCUCCAAGCCUCCGUCGAUCGUGUCGAUCGUUUCUGAGUUUGGGAUUCGCUCCGCUCCUCAGAAGUUCGGUCGGUCAAUUGGUUUUUGGUUAUUUGGGCUUUUUUUUUGGCAGGACACCAUGGCAACUAGAAUUCAAUUUGAGAAUUGUUGUGAGGUUGGAGUCUUCUCCAAGCUAACAAAUGCAUACUGUUUGGUUGCAAUCGGUGGAUCAGAAAAUUUCUACAGUACAUUUGAAGCUGAGCUUGCUGAUGUUAUCCCUGUGGUCAAAACUUCAAUUGCAGGCACUAGGAUUAUUGGUCGACUUUGUGUAGGGAACAAGAAUGGGCUUCUCUUGCCGCAUAACACCACUGACCAAGAGCUUCAACACUUGAGGAACUGCUUGCCUGACCAAGUGGUUGUUCAGCGCAUUGAGGAGCGACUGUCUGCUUUAGGCAAUUGUGUUGCUUGUAACGACCAUGUCGCUCUUACCCACACUGAUCUAGACAGAGAAACAGAGGAGAUCAUUGCAGAUGUACUUGGUGUGGAGGUUUUUAGGCAGACAAUCGCUGGCAACAUCCUUGUUGGUAGUUAUUGUGCAUUCUCCAACAGAGGCGGCUUGGUUCAUCCACACACAUCAAUUGAGGAUCUCGAUGAGCUUUCUACUCUUCUCCAAGUCCCUCUUGUUGCAGGAACUGUGAACAGAGGAAGUGAAGUGAUUGCUGCUGGCAUGACUGUCAAUGACUGGACUGCUUUCUGUGGAUCUGACACUACUGCAACUGAGCUCUCUGUGAUCGAGAGUGUUUUCAAGCUGCGGGAAGCUCAGCCUAGCUCCAUUGUGGAUGAGAUGAGGAAGUCUCUUAUCGAUAGUUACGUAUGAUGGGUUUUAGUUGUUGCAGACCUUGAUGCAAGUACACGAUAUUUGUUGUCUUUCAUUUUUAUGCGUAAUGUUUGGUAAUUUCGCUUGGAAUUGUUCAUGAAAAUUUUUGUCGCUUCUCUGUGGCAGAAAUUGUUGAAUCGUGCUUAAGAAUUUUGUUUGGUUUUUUUUGUU
Messenger RNA from Asparagus officinalis (garden asparagus), 1279 nucleotides. Its product is annotated as eukaryotic translation initiation factor 6-2. The record is from RefSeq and is a predicted model, not a curated record. Gene Ontology annotation, biological process: maturation of 5.8S rRNA; cytosolic ribosome assembly; assembly of large subunit precursor of preribosome. Gene Ontology annotation, molecular function: ribosomal large subunit binding. Lineage: Eukaryota; Viridiplantae; Streptophyta; Magnoliopsida; Asparagales; Asparagaceae. Gene Ontology annotation, cellular component: preribosome, large subunit precursor; nucleolus; cytosol. The coding region runs from base 371 to 1108 and encodes 245 amino acids. The transcript has 9 exons.